AUGGAGAAGCGGAUCGGUGCUGUUCUGAAAAAGAACGAGUUUCUGAAUCUGGCACAACAGUUACUGUAAGUGUCAAACUGUAUAGACAAAAAUAACCUUAACAUUGAUGUAGUAAAUUAAUGAUUUUAGGAAUGAAAGUGACUCUUCUGACGACGAUAUCAUUUGUUUGGAUAACGCUUCAAAGAAGGAGACCCUAAAGAGACCAUGCAAGUCGUAUAUCGCUGUUUCCAAAGAUGAGGAAAAGGUACCAAAACGAAGACGACGAGACAAGGAAGAGAUAGAGAAUGAGAAAGUAAGUUAACGUAUAUCAAUAUUAUUGUUGUUUAGAAUCAGAAGCUGUUGAUGAAGAUUGAGAGAGAAGCUCAGACAGCGAAGAACACCAAAUGUGAACAAUACCUAUAUUGUCAUUGCAGCAGGCUUGUCUAUGGCUUUGAUCGUAAGUGUAAUGUUAUUUACUUUUAAAUUUGAUGUUAACAUAGUUUGUUACACUUUGGUUAUUUUCAGCUAGUAUCGAGCCAACAUUAACUAGUAUGUUCGCUGAUCGAAAGAUUCCAGAUCAGUUAGUUAAUAUAGAUAAUAACCAUGCCAUUGUAACUUGGAAAAGAAAGGAAGUCGUUGCCGAAACUGACAACAACCAAGUUAUCCGAGUCGAGAAAAUGGUAGGGUAAACUUUAUAUUUUUAAAAUAUUAAAAACGAUAGUCAUUAUAUUAUUGUCGUUAUUUAUUAAUAUUAUUGUUUUAAAUUUAUUGAAAUUUAAAAAAAAUAUUUUUAGGUAGUACAACAUGUGUUGUUAUUGGUCAUCGAUGAGGACACUUUUGAUGUCAUUGUUUCCACUGGAUUAGUAGAUUUUGUGAAAGAAAUUGUUAACAACUAUCGAACGCAAGCAAGCCAAGACCCUCGGCUAACCAUCGCUAUUUUGGGAAAACCAAAGACAAAUUCAGCACAAGUAAGUUGAAAUUGAAACCAAUUGUUUUAAAAGUUUAUAUUAUUAAAACUUUUGCAAAGUGUUCACCUGUUUUUUACUCAUUAAUCAAUGUUUAGAUUCAUUUCCUGAGUUUGGACCUGUUCGAAAAGACCCAAACCCAAAUUCGCUUUAUUAAGUCUCCGGCAGACUUGUGCUUACUCAUCGCCCAAAUGCACCGAGCUACUGCCAAGUAUGUGAUGAAGAGUGAGAGGGCCAAUGAAAUUCACCUCGACUCGGAAAAGGGUGUUGUAGAUUGCCCGAACCAAGUGGAAGAUUGGUGGAAUCGAAUGUUGGGCCAUGUGUAUCGGAUCACGGAGGACUGCCGAAGAGCCGUCAUCCACAAGUACUCCAACCCCUUCAUUCUAAUGGACAAGCUGAGUAAUAUGCCCACGGGCGAGGGAAUGCAGCAUCUGGCCGAGAUUCAAACCGAGAACGGCCGCUUUGUGGGGCCGGCUUUAGCUCAGAAGAUCUACUUUAUGCUCACGAGCAAGGACGGAAGAGAAAUACUGGACAAGGCAUAA
Messenger RNA from Bursaphelenchus okinawaensis, 1486 nucleotides. NCBI's taxonomy places the organism in Eukaryota, Metazoa, Nematoda, Chromadorea, Rhabditida, Aphelenchoididae. The record is from the annotation of a GenBank genome assembly.